AUGGUAGAAUUAUGGAGGGUUGCGUUGAGUAGUGCUUUUUUGUUUAAGAAAGAAAUCCAAAGCACUUCACUCAAAAAAAACUUAGUGUUUUGGUCGAUGAAUCGUCGAUAUUGCGUUGAAAGUAAAAUUAAUGUAGCGGUACCUCGUGGUAUUCUCCCAUCUCCACGUUUGAUCGCAAAGUUUGAAAAUAAAGACGUGUUUUUACGAUUAUUGUUGGAAAUGGAAUUGCUAUAUGGAUCUGCAGCGGCGAGGUUACCAACUUUUUUCAGUGAUGAAAAUUGGAUUAGAUACACGCGAAUAACAAAUUUGAUUGAAAGAUGUUGUUAUUUGCAUCAACUUUUUGAAUGUGAACAAGAAGCUGAUAGAAAGCGCAAAACAAAGGUGUUUCAAGCUUCAAAAACUGGUAAUAGCGAUCCUUUUCCAUUCAAUACUUUGUUUCAAUUUGGAAGAGAAGAUUUUCGAAGGUUUGCUUACGAGCUUUUUGGAAGUCGAUUAUUAGCUUCGUGGCGGUGUAAUGAUUCAUUUCCGCCAUUGUUAAUCGAUUGCGCUCAACUUCAUGAUUUCAGUUAUGCAACGCAGCGGAAUGUGACCAGGCAAAUGAAAGAUUUAGUUCUUGAUAACAGUCUUCAACGAAAUCCAUUUCCACUCAUCUUUGUAAAUUACCACAUAACAAUUGAUCAUGCCAUGAAUAUUAUCAACUCGUGGCUUCGUAAGCGUUGCUUGCCAAAAUAUCGUCCGUUAACAGUGACAGAAAAUGGAAAAGUAAAUGAGCAAGUAUUUUCUGAGCGGCAAAGGUGUGCACCAUUCAUUCCUGUUAUCACAUCAGCAACAGUUCGUGAAUGCCUAGGCAGCACUGAUUCCGGUGAGAUCGCAUAUAUCAGUCAUAAAGCCGUAGAUUUUUUGCCUGGCCCUCUGACCAGGUACAAAGCAUUUGUACUUUGUGCUACAUCGGGCGAAAAAUUGAUGAAUUCUUCGUCAAAAACAGUGAAGGCUGAGCAGUUGAAAUCAUAUAGGCUGCCCCUAAGCAAAUUUCUAAACAUGAAUCAAAUGUUGGUAACGAUGCCUCUGCAUAUUACAGCCAAUAUACUUCGUUAUGUAUAUAAUGGUUGUGAAUGGAAAGAAGCUUUCCAGAAGCACAUACCAUAUUUUGAUGUAGUCGAAAAUUUGCAUCAAAAUCAUCACAAUGAUUUAAAUGACCUCCAGAUCAUCAAACAGUGGAUUUCGAAUGCAGAACGAAGAGGACGAAAAAAACAGAAACAUGUCCAUCUGUAUACUCGAGAAGAACGAAGAGCAGCUCAAUCCGUACUAACGGAAAUUAUGAUGAAAACACAAAAUCAAGAUGCCAAGAAUUAA
Messenger RNA from Thelazia callipaeda (thelaziosis nematode), 1353 nucleotides. Lineage: Eukaryota; Metazoa; Nematoda; Chromadorea; Rhabditida; Thelaziidae. The record is from the annotation of a GenBank genome assembly.